AUGAGCAAUAAAGUGGAGGGUCGUGCGGUCAGAUUGCCGGUCGAAAAGUGGUCUCGACCUGAAUUGGAAGAUCGAUUUCAUACAACGUACGCCCGGAAUUUGGAACUGGGUCAACGGAAUGUGGCCUUGGAGAAGGAACUCAAAGUGUAAGUUGAAAAAAACCGUAUUUUAUAAAGUUUUAUAGUCUAAAUGGAAGGUUGAGGAAGUCGGUUAUGAACAAGGAGAAUAUUAUUGAUGAGAAUGUGAGGGAACUCGAAAGGAAGAACAAGUUUCUAAACGAAAAGGUGGGUUUGGACUCUAAUUAAGUAAUUUGGAGAUCUUAGCUCCAUUCUCUAAAGCAUCAACUGCUCGCUUACACAAAACCUUCGGCCCAAUCGGCUACAGUAAACUCGUUAACUUCAAGAGUGUCUCAGAGACCGAGGACCGCUCAAACCGGACAUUUGACUGAGAAAAAUCAUCAGGAUAGAGAUCCGGAAGAGCGCAAUGUUAUCUCCAGACCACAAACUACGGGUCAGAUUGAGAUUAAUAACAAUGACGAGAGAUCUGUACUGUAAGUUUGAGGUUUGAAAUUGUAUGGCUAAAUUUAGACUACAAGGGAUCGGAGAAAAAACUGUCAUCAUCAAAUUGAACAAAGAGCUUAGGGAGGAAAGAGAGCGAUUAGAAGUUGCAAGAUACGACGUGGAGAACAAAAGUAAAGUACGUUACACUAACAGGUUUAGAGUUUUUUGAAAGUUCCUAUAAUUUGUUUUGCUUUUUAAUCACGUUUUUGAUGAUUUAGCAAAUAGAAAAGCUAAAAAAUAUUAAUCAAUCGCUGAACAACGAGCUUGAGCAGUCCAGAAGAUCAGUCAGAGCCCUGGAACAAUCUACUUCAAGGUUAAAAUCAGAGGUCCAAAAAUCAUCAGAAUCGAGUCAAACUUCAACUCAAGUGGUCAGGCAAGAGUUAAAACAGCUGAAAGAUGAAUUGGAGAGCCUUAAGCAAGCCAAUAAACAGCUAAUUGAGAGGUAAGGACAUUAAGUUCUUUAUGGAUUAGAUAUUGAUACCAGCAAAUCUCAAAAUUUUAGUUUCAGCUCAUUAAGAUCAAAUGUCGGCUUAGUUGAUGGUAAUAUCAAUGAGCUAAAAGCCCAGAUUGACCAGCUGACAAGUGUAAUUCAACGCUUGGAGAAUGAAAAAAGUCAAAUGAAGAGGAAUUACGGAAAUCUGGAGAGGGAUUACAAAGAAUUAUAUAAACAGUCGAAGAAAUUUGAGUUCAAACAACAAGAAAGUAGGCCGAAGGCAAGACCACAGCCUGAGAGAGAGGUGAGAGGGCGGAAAGAGAAGGAUAAUGUGCUUGAUCGACUCUAUGAUGACAUUACGAAUAUGGUAGAUAGUCAUCUAACGGGGACCGGGAGUGACAGCAGCUAUGAGCGGAAUACAAAGUAAGCCAAAAAAGAUACCAAGCCUACUUGACAGAUUAUUUGACGCUAUUUUUUAAUUUUCUAAAUGUCUUUGUCAAAGGGUUACUGUAGCUUUUGAAAUUACUUCAGAUGGCAGCAGAUGUACAAUGAGAUGUAUAAUGAACUCGAGAAGACACGAAGGAUGGUCGCCAGUGAAUAUGAGAUCAACAAAGAGCUCGGAGUUGAAGUAAGCAUAAGAGGAUUACUGUAAUUUACUCUCAGAAUCAAAAAUUGAAUGGUGAAAAUGAAACCUUGAAGCAAGAGCAUCAACGAGAGUUGGAUUCGAUGAGAGAAACGAUUACUAACCUAAAACGUCAAAUCGAAGUCCUAGAAAAUCAACUGAGAGCGGUUGCCGGAGGGGAUUUCUUCACUUAUAAGGUCUCGGAAGUAAGUGUUUAGCCGCACUGUGCAAAAUUUUUCUGACUAAAGAUCUGCACUGUGCAAGCGAAAAUAUUGUUGACGAUGACUAAAAAUAUUACCGUAUUUUAUAUUGUGUGUCACGAGUAGCGAUAUUUUUUGCAUUUUAGAAGAUUUCAUCCCUAAAUCAACCGGAAAUGAAGUUUGACAUCAACAAGAUCAAGGUGUUCAACGAGAAUCUUUCCGAUCUUUUGUCCCCCAAGGCCCCUCGAUUUUUCAUUUGCGUGGAGUUUUUUGAUUUUGAAAUUGCGACAACUCAAAUUUUCAAUGGCUUGGAUUCUGGGGUGGCCUUUUCGACCUCGUAUGAACUGGUCGUAUCCGAUCUUCUGAUCCAUUAUUUGUCUACGGUAGGUUACAGAACGUCCUUAAAAUGAGUUCCAGGCUAAAUUUAGACGAUUUUUGGAUCUUAAUUUGUUUUUAAGAUUUAUUUUCAGCAGUUUUGCUGUAUUAAUUUAUAUUGUUUUAGGAUGGAAUCAAUCUUGAACUUUAUGAAACAAGUGGGACAAGUUAUCAGAAGAUUGCUGAGUCCAGAAUAUCAUUGAAGGAUUUGCUCGGCCCUAAAAAACAACACAAAAUCAAAGGGAUCGUCGAGUUUGUGGAUAAGAAAAACAAGAUUAUUGCUAAUCUUGAUUACAGUAUUAACGUCCCCGAAGACUUGCUACAGGCUUUGAAGCAACAAAAUGUAAGUCUGACGACUGGAAGCGACGUAUUUUACAAAGGAUUUCUCUUAAUAUUCGAUUUUCAGCGUCGAAUGUUGGCCAAUUCAAUGAUACCGGCCGAUGAAACUGAUGUUGAUGACAUAAAUCGUCUCAUUGUUCAUGUUCAUCGAGCUCAAAAUCUUGAUUCGGCUUUUGGAACAGGUAAAAGGUUGAUUCAACAAAUUUAUAAUCGUAUUUCAGACACGCCCUCGACUUAUAUUGCAUAUCAAAUAUUCGAUUUUCCACCUCAAUCAACUAAAAUAUUAUCAUCCAACCCCAACCCGGAAUACAAUCAUACCCAAACUUUUAACCUCCCCAAUUCGGAAGGAGUCCAUAGCUACUUGAAAGAGAGUGUAAGUCCACUUUUAUGUUCAAGACGACUAUUAUUUUUAGACGAUGACAUUUUAUGUGGUUCAAGAUCCAAGUGCAACAAAUAAAGCUGGAUAUAACGGAUUGUUGAAGGCUGAUCUCAGACUAUUCCCGUUGGCAAGGAAUACCAAGAUCAAUAAGAGUCUGAAAUUGCUACUGGUAAGGAAUUUCAUAUUUAUUUUUAACAUAAAUUUUAUAUUUUUAUGUAUCAUGCAUAACAUAUGUAAUUUAGAGCAAUGGAGAGCCUACGGAAUCGACAAUUGAAGUCAGUGUCUACUGGGAAUUUGAUUACAAGUACAAGGAGAUCCCUGAAGUAUGUUGGAAAGGUCUUCUAAAGGCAUCAAUAUUAUUUUUAGAGCAUCGCGGAGUCAGCUUCUAUGAUUAUAAAAGAAAUCGAUGAACCGCAAGAGCCUGCAAGAUUGAGACCAAAACCUGAUCUGCCUCAAGCCAAGCCCCGAACUUUAGCUGAUAAACCUCCAGAAGUUUCACAAGCUCGUGGCCUAGCUCGUGAGAUACCUGAAGCAGCACCUCGCGAAGGACUUCCCGCGCCCUCUCAGGGCCCGCCGCGGCCAGUAUCCCGUGAACUACCUCCGCAAAAACCUGUAGAACCUCAAAGAGUCUCCUCCCCGCCGUCUUCUUCUCCGUCAUCCGAUGAAGGCCUUGUUGUAAACUUGGAUCGCCCUCUCAAAUACGAUUCGAACAAAAAGGACACGGACUCAGAAGUCAUCGUCCUUGAAUCCCCAAAAACGGAAGUGCCAAUCCCAGCCAAGCGAUUCGAAGGAGUAGAUCCAGUCGCUUUAAAUCGAAGAUUAUCUCUGGAAUUGAUGAAAGAAAAGGAUUCAGAAGUCAGUGACUCCGAGGAAUCCGUAGAAAGCACGGCUACUUUUACUGCGGAAGAGAGAAGACCCUCCAUCAAAGAGUUGGAGGAGGAAAUUGAAGUGGAAGACGAGGAAAAGAACGAAGAUGAAGAAGAAAGUAAUGGCGAAGAGGACAAAAAAGGACCCAGGAUUGUGGAAUUCACCGAGCCGUUGCAUCUCUCAAUCCCUCGUAAGACUUUUUUUAAUUGGAAGCCAUAAAAUGAUGAGAUUUUUUGAUAAAAGUCGUCUUAAUUUAGCCAGUGAUACCUCAAGUUUUGCGGAGAGCAGUGCCCGUUCAGCUGAUGGAAAACCUCUUCGAAAACACUUGCAAAAGAACCAACCAAACCUGAGUUUAGCCUCAGGGCAUUCGAGUUUACGAGUUGUGUCGGAAACUGUAAGACCUGCAGUUUUUUUUCCUACUUUUGAUCUAAUACUUAUGUAGUAAAAAAUAAUAUUUUAGGAGCGAAUAUCCCAUCCAGAUGAAAUCCCCGAAGGCGCGAGUGUAGAACUAAUAGUGCAGAGUCUGAGAGUAGACGAGAAAUCGCCGUUAUUGAAUCAAGAGUACGAUCAUACGAUGAUUUUCAUCGAAUGGAACUUCCUUGAUUUUGACAGAGAAGAUUGCCAGACAGCUAAUAGUAUCGAAAUCCCUCGGAAUUCGAAGCAGACGGCUGAUUUCAACUCGGCACACACUUAUGAAUUAGAUUGGAAGAGAAUCGCGCUUUUAAAACAAUGGAUGGAUUUGAGCAUACGGUAAGGAUCUUCUGUUAUUACUAUGGUUUUGUUGAAUAUCUUGGUCGCCUUGAGGAUUCACGGAAAUUAAAAAAAGGUCUGGCCAUAAAAUCUCGAGCGCUUCCCUCUUUGUCAUCACGAACUCGAUUUUGUUUAUAGAAUGAAAUUUGUGAUGGUAUUGGAGAACAACGACCAAGAAGAAGUCGAAGAUCUAGGCGAAGGAUUUCUGGAUUUGGACGAAGUCAUUGGAAAUAAAAAUCAAGUUUUAACUUGUAAGCAAACUAUAUUAUACUUGCUUUACCUAAAACAAUGUCUUUUUUUACCGAAAUCUUUUCAGUUUAUGACGUGGACAUGUUGCCUCUGGCCACAUUGGACCUGGAAAUUAACUAUACCGAGGUUUUGCUCAGACAUUUCGAUGAGCUUGAUGGCAAUAAUAAUUAA
This is a messenger RNA of Bursaphelenchus xylophilus (pine wood nematode), 4945 nucleotides long. The record is from the annotation of a GenBank genome assembly. NCBI's taxonomy places the organism in Eukaryota, Metazoa, Nematoda, Chromadorea, Rhabditida, Aphelenchoididae.